GUCGUCAAUGCUGAAGAGUAGUGACUGCAUAUUUGAUGGAUUCCUCGACCCUCAACUAUUUGCAAUGUUUUUGGUACUGUGAUCCGAUUAACUAGACAUCUUAUCGCUCCCUGUACACUUCUAAACAUUGAUAAGUUCAUGUUCCUGAAAAAAUAUUGAAUGUACGGAUAUAUCAUCUUCAACCUUAACUAAUAUCUUGUGAUUGUCAGUGUGGCGAAUUCUCAUAAAUAACACCAGACGAAAAUUCUAUUUUCCGUGCUUAUCACGAAAAAUCCUUUACUAAAAAGUAAUCCAUCCUAAAACACGAAAUUUGUGCAGACUCCGAUUUGGCUGUGUCCUCUUUAUCGCUAUAUACCGACUGCCGAGAGCCGAGUGCCCCGUUCAACCGAAAGAAAGGUUAGGUCUUGCCGUCUCGACAUUGACGGGGAUGCUCAGCGGAUUUGAAGUGAUGUGUAUCAGAGAAAUUUUUAGAUACUAUCACUAUCAGUAGUAUCAGCUGGCUUCUGGCCGGUGCGGAUUGAAUUUUUCAGUGUUUUGUAAAUAACAAAACUUGCUAAGUAGUUACGUAAUAUUAAUAUUUUUUAUUUAGUCAGCCAAUAAUUCAUACAAAAUGUUGCGAAACAUUCGCAAUUUGGUACAGCUAAACAGUUCCAUAAAAAAAUCUUGUACUAGAUCUCUAAAUUUAGUUCCUAUUGUCGUUGAACAAACUGGAAGAGGAGAGAGAGCUUAUGACAUUUACUCAAGAUUGCUCAAAGAAAGGAUCAUAUGCUUGAUGGGUCCGAUAACAGACGACAUAUCAUCACUGGUUGUAGCACAACUGCUCUUCUUGCAGUCGGAGAGCAGUAAAAAGCCUAUUCACCUGUACAUAAAUUCCCCAGGGGGAGUUGUGACAGCUGGUCUGGGUAUUUACGACACAAUGCAGUAUGUGCUUCCACCAGUUGCAACCUGGUGUGUAGGACAGGCAUGUUCGAUGGCCAGUUUGCUGCUGGCAGCAGGUGCUCCUGGGAUGCGUCAUGCACUGCCAAAUGCUAGAAUAAUGAUCCACCAACCAUCUGGUGGUGUUCAAGGUCAGGCCACAGAUAUCAGAAUACAGGCCGAGGAAAUUUUGAAACUCAAAGGCCAAAUAAAUGCACUAUACGCCAAACACACAGGACUUGAUAUUCAACGAAUAGAAAAUAAUAUGGAGAGGGACAAAUUUAUGACCCCUAUUGAAGCCAAAGAAUUUGGAAUUAUUGAUAAAGUUCUGGAACAUCCACUGCAGGAACAAACAGAGACACCUGCAAGUACUGAAAAUCCAACAAGUACUAUAAUAUGAGAAUGAAUAUAUAAAUAAACAGCAUGAUUGACAAUGGGUGGGUAAUAUUUUAAUACAUCUGUUUGAACGAUUGUUGAAAAAGUUCUUUUUAAUAUUUAUUUCGUAUUAAUAAAAAUAUAUAAAUAUAGUUAUUUGCAUAUUUAAUUAUGUUCGAGCCAAGUCUUUUGAUAUCUUAUUCAAUUUUUUAUGAAUACUCAUGUUACUUAUGCAUAAGCGUAACUAAAAAUUUAUGUUUCUGAAAAAAAUAUUACAAACAGUCUCAUUCCAUACAUAAAACUAUCCAUACAUGACUUCGAUAACAUUUACAUUAUAAAAUAUUUAAUUCAUGUAUAAGUAUAAAGCACUCUUUACAUGUGUAUAAUAUAGUUGAAAAAUAUUAUUUAGUAUGUAUGGAAAAAGAAUAUAAAGAGCAUUGUAAAGAAG
Molecule: messenger RNA, 1738 nt
Organism: Nasonia vitripennis (jewel wasp)
Lineage: Eukaryota; Metazoa; Arthropoda; Insecta; Hymenoptera; Pteromalidae
Gene: ClpP
Product: ATP-dependent Clp protease proteolytic subunit
Exons: 5
Coding region: 611-1315 (234 amino acids)
Biological process (GO): protein quality control for misfolded or incompletely synthesized proteins
Cellular component (GO): endopeptidase Clp complex
Molecular function (GO): serine-type endopeptidase activity; ATP-dependent peptidase activity; ATPase binding
Source: RefSeq, a predicted model, not a curated record